UGACUACCCCACUUAUGGCGCUUACUAACCCCUAUUUUCUGCGUCUUGCUACUUGUACCGUCUUGCGCAUCUGCAGUGAAACAGGCACCGGACAGCUGUAGAGGGUUCAGUGUGGGGACGUUUGAAUUUAUUUUGCACCGCUUGUACUGUAAUUUUUUAAUAACAAAACAACGUAACAUUUUGUCUUUAUUUAAUUACACGUAAUUCUACUCAACGUUUGCUUCUGAAGACAGCAGAACGCUGUCCAAAAUAUAUCCGAGCCCGGGCACAGCCCGAAGUGUCUGGGGCCUAGAGACCACAGGGCAGUUUUGCAACAUGGUGGCUGAGCAUGCAUCAGCUACUGUUACAGAAGAGGACAGCAAUAUCCUGUGUUGUUCUGAUAGCACAGAAUUUCACAUGGGGCAUUCCUGCAAAUCAAUAUUUGAUGUCGUUAGAACAGGUGAAGUUUGUGAUAUAGAAGCUUUAGUUGAGAAAUUGGGACCAGAAGCUUUGAGCUCCCGAGAUGAGUGGGGCUACACCCCUGCACAUUGGGCUGCAUUGGAUGGAAAUGUUGAGGUCAUGCGUUACUUGGUGGAGCGAUCUGCUCCUGUAGACAUGUCCUGCCUUGGCACACAGGGUCCUCGUCCUAUUCACUGGGCCUGUCGCAAGGGACAUGCAACAGUUGUACAAGUUUUGCUGUCGGCUGGAGUGGCUGUCAAUGCUCCAGAUUUUAAAGGCCUGACACCUUUGAUGACUGCAUGCAUGUUUGGCCGAGUUGCAACUGCUGCUUUCCUUUUGGGGAUGGGCGCUCUGCAUCAUCUCACUGACAUCAAUGGUGAUACAGCACUUCAUUGGGCAGCUUAUAAAGGUCAUGCUGACUUAAUUCGGUUGUUAAUGUACUCUGGAGUUGAUAUACAGAAACCUGAUAACUUUGGUUCAACACCCUUACAUCUAGCUUGCCUCUCAGGGAAUGUUAGCUGUGUUAAGAUACUGUGUGAAAAGAGUAAAAUUGAACUGGAGCCAAAGGACAAGAAUGGAAAGACGCCUUUACUGCUCGCGAAGAGCCAUCGCCACAGUGACAUAGUGAAAGUUUUGGUUGCAGAAGAAAAAAGAAGGGCUCGCUGGAUGCCACCUCUGUCCGAGAUGUGGGCCCUUUUAUUUGGAGGAGCUGGUGACUCAAAGGGCCCUCUUCUUCUCUUCAUGGGUUCUGUCCUUUUAUGGGGUUACCCCAUGUAUCUGCUCAGGUGCGUCCCGAUAACAUGGAACGUCCUUCGAGUCUCACACUACUGCUUCAUCUAUUGGAAUCUGCUGAUGUGGUUCAGCUGGGUUGUGGCAAAUCGUAGGGAUCCAGGUUAUUUGUCUCUUAACUCAGAUGGUUACUAUCGAGCCAUCAAACAGAUCCCGUACUUUGACAAAUGGAAGAAACGUAACAUAGUACUUUCCCGUUUAUGCCACACUUGUCACUGCCUCCGUCCUUUGAGGGCCAAACACUGCCGAAUUUGUAACAGAUGUGUUGAAUACUUUGACCACCAUUGUCCCUUCAUUUAUAACUGUGUUGGACUUAGGAACAGGAUCUGGUUCUUCCUGUUUGUGAUGAGCGUUGCCAUCAAUUGCUCCUUCACCAUUUAUUUUGCAUGCUACUGUGUUGCUGUUGAAGGUUUUGAGAUUCUGUAUGUACUGGGUCUGAUUGAGGCUUUGGUUUUCUGUGGCCUGGGGUGGAUUCUUGCAUGCACCUCAAUACUUCAUGCCUGCAUGAACCUGACAACUAAUGAAAUGUUCAACUAUAAACGCUAUUCUUACCUGAGGGACAAACAUGGCCGCUAUCAGAAUCCAUUCUCUCGAGGACUCAUUUUGAAUUUACUCGAGUUUUUUGUUUGCCGUCCUGAUCAUAAUAAUGACCUUGACUUCCUGGAUGAAGGACCUUUGUGAAGAAAGACAUUUGAAACUGCUUUCACUGAGCACAUGGAGAGAGGAGUUGAAAAUGAAGACGAAAUGGGAAGAAUUUCAUACCAUCCAAAAUAUCAUGGAUGAACAUGUGACGAACCAUUUCAAGGAGAUAACUUUGGAGAAAUUUCAAGGAUGCUUUGCCAGGGAGACUAUUUUGAAUGCUUCUCAUAAUGACUUCUUUUUCUGAAAUUUUACCUCUAUAUGUAUAUGUAUGUGUGUGUGUAUAAUUCUUGUCUCAUUACUUUCCAAGUUUACUGUGAAUACCCUUCAUGAAAUUUUCGAGGGUGGAUAUUCCAUGGAAUUUUUAUGUGCAGUUUGAACUGACCAGAAUGUGAAUGUGAUCAUGAAUGAUUCUUUUUGACAAAUAUAGGAUAUUAAAUUUAGAUGGUUUGCACUUACAAGUAUAUAAUAUAGAUUCUAUGCCAUUAUAUACAUUCAUAUGAUGUUCCUUAUUGGUUCUAUUUAUAUACUGUUUUAUUUCAUCUGUUCAAAAUCCUACACAGAAUGAAUUGUACAGUUUCAAAAUAAAUGCCUUAAUAUUAUCACAAGACUUCAGUAGAGAUGAAUUAAAGUAUAUAUAUUGAGUUACAAGUAAACUACUUUGAUUUCUGUGCAAUCACAUUUCACAGUCAUCAAGUAGAUGGACAUCAAUCAGCCAUCUGUGUAUGCUGAUAAAUUAACAAAACAAUGUUUCAUUGAUGUAAUAUACUUCUCUAACAGUGAGGUCAGAUAUGUCCAUCUUCAUGUAGACGGAAAAUAUGUGCCCGUUGUGUGUCAUGUUAGACAAAGUCAGUUAUUAUACUGGGUCGGCUUUAUCUUAUGCCUCCCAGCGUUAGUACAUUUUCCAUCUUCCAGAAGACAGAACAGUUUUAAUUAAUGAGUCCACAGAGUUGGUACACUUUCCAUUUUCCAGAGGAUGGAACAGCAUUAUCCAGCGGAUUACCAGAGUAGGUACUCUUCUCUUCUACCAUAAAGUGGCUGAGUUUGUCUAGUGGGAGAAGAGUUGGUAUUAUUUCCUUCUCCCUUAAGAUAGGCCAGCUUCAUCCACUGAACUCACAGAAUUGAUGCCAUUCCCUUGUACCUGAAAAUGGAAUGGGAUAAAGCGGCUGGGGCGUGAAGCAGACCACUCACCUCCAACUAGUGCCAAGGUCAAGAAAACGUGGGUCUGUA
This is a messenger RNA of Cryptotermes secundus, 3096 nucleotides long. RefSeq names its product probable protein S-acyltransferase 23 (gene Patsas). Gene Ontology annotation, biological process: protein palmitoylation. The record is from RefSeq and is a predicted model, not a curated record. Gene Ontology annotation, cellular component: Golgi membrane. Gene Ontology annotation, molecular function: protein binding; palmitoyltransferase activity. The coding region runs from base 316 to 1908 and encodes 530 amino acids. Lineage: Eukaryota; Metazoa; Arthropoda; Insecta; Blattodea; Kalotermitidae. The transcript is spliced from 10 exons.